This is a messenger RNA of Striga hermonthica, 330 nucleotides long. The record is from the annotation of a GenBank genome assembly. Lineage: Eukaryota; Viridiplantae; Streptophyta; Magnoliopsida; Lamiales; Orobanchaceae.
AUGGGAGGCUGUGCUAGCAAACCCAAGGACUUGGACACCACCGAGAAGGCGGGCCCACCCGCACCAGUCGAGGCCCCCCCUGCUGACCAAGCGCCAGCUGUCGCCGAGGCCAACGCUGUCGAGGAAAAAAAGGAAGAUGUGGUUGAGGAAAAAAAGGAAGAACCUUCGGUAGAAAUAUCCGAACAAGCUCCGGCUAAGGUGGAGGAAGCCAAGGAAGAAGCCGUUCAAGCCGAGACCAAGCCGGCUGAGGAAGCCAAAGAAGAAGCUGAAAAGGAAGCCGAGACUAAGCCGGCUGAGGAAGCCAAGGAGGAAAAAAAGGUGGAGGCUUAA